Dendronephthya gigantea is the source of this 2134-nucleotide messenger RNA. RefSeq lists its product as uncharacterized. The coding region runs from base 59 to 2029 and encodes 656 amino acids. The transcript is spliced from 21 exons. The record is from RefSeq and is a predicted model, not a curated record. Lineage: Eukaryota; Metazoa; Cnidaria; Anthozoa; Malacalcyonacea; Nephtheidae.
UUACAUGAAGUACCGCGUGUAGAGGAGUAAAAGAAUAGAACUGGAGAAAGUCUCAACAAUGAUGUUGCAAUACUGCAGAAGAAGUUUACUGGGUUUUCUCAGGCAAAAUAAACGUUGUCUAGCAUCAAGUAGUGCUGUUUACAAAUCAUACUCACUUGAUGGCAAAGGUUGGGAUAUUUUGUCUGGAAAAACUACACGGAUUGGAUGUGCCUCAGGCUUCUGGGGAGACUCCCCUUCUGCAGCUCCACAGCUCGUUCACGGAGGAAAUAUCGACUUCCUGGUGUUUGAUUAUUUGUCUGAAAUAACGAUGUCAUUGUUGGCUCUAGCUCAACGUAAAAUGCCCGAGCAUGGUUAUUGCCCAGAUUUUGUUCGCUUUGUCAUGGCUCCGUUGCUGAAGGAUAUCAAGAGAAAAGGUAUUCGUGUGGUUAGUAAUGCUGGUGGCAUCAACCCCCACGCAUGCGCCAAGGCAAUUCAUGAGGUUGCUAAAAAGAGUGGUAUGGAAGAUCUAAAAAUUGCUGUCAUCACUGGUGAUAACCUUAUCGGCAAAAUCGAUCAAAACACUUUAAACGGAGUUAAAGAAAUGGAUAGUGGACAGCCGUUACCUGAGCAAAUUCACAGCAUGAAUGCUUACAUCGGGGCAUUUCCAAUCGCACGAGCCUUGGAUAAUGGGGCAGAUGUUGUUAUUACUGGGCGCUGUGUUGACAGUGCUCUUGCGUUAGGACCUCUCGUUCAUACGUUUGAGUGGAGACAAGAUAAUUUUGAUCUUCUUGCAUCCGGAAGUCUUGCUGGUCACCUGAUCGAAUGUGGGGCUCAGUCAACAGGUGGAAUAUUAACAGAUUGGCAAACAUCACCAGAUUGGGACAAUAUUGGUUAUCCCAUAGUUGAAUGUGCAAGUGAUGGAAAAUUUAUAGUUACUAAACCUCCCAAUACUGGCGGUAUAGUCACUACAAGUACGGUUGCUGAACAGCUCGUGUACGAAAUAGGCGAUCCUCAGAACUACAUUCUUCCUGAUGUAACUUGUGAUUUCUCUCGAGUUAAAAUAGAACCUAUUGUUGGCAGCGAAGAAGAUAAAAAUCAAGCAGUUGUUGUGACAGGGGCUACAGGAAAACCUCCUCCAAACACUUACAAGGUCAGUGCAACGUAUUCUGAUGGUUUCAGGGCAACAGCAGUUUGCCCAGUUGGAGGGCCUAAUGCUGGUGCAAAAGCAAGACGAGUUGCUGAGAGUAUUAUAAAAAGAACAAGAAAAAUUUUUAAACUUCGUGGUUUUGAUGACUAUACUAGAACGCAUAUUCAGGUUCUUGGUUCAGAAGAGACAUAUGGUGAUCAUGCAAGACGAAACUUUGUAGAGGAUACAAGAGAAGGUGUUCUGUGGCUUGCUGUACAUCAUCAAGACCAGAAAGCUCUGGGAAUAUUUUCAAUGGAAGUUGCUUCAGCCGGAACUGGAAUGGCACCUGGAUUGACCGGUAUCGUUGGAGGAAGGCCAAAGCCGACGCCAGUUUUGAAACUAUUUUCUUUCUUAUACCCCAAAGACGAAGUUACCUUGCAGUUGCAUGUUGAUGAAGAAUUAAUUGAGACGUUACCGAAACCGUUGAUUCACGAACAACCAAAGGAAGAAGAAAGAACAGAAUCUUCUACCGAGGAUCUUCCACAUGGAGCGUGUACUUUUCCUCUCAGUGCUUUGGCUCACACUCGCAGUGGAGAUAAGGGAAACAGCGUCAACAUAGGCGUCAUAGCACGACAUCCAUCGUAUUUACCAUUUAUCCGUGCUGCAUUAACCCCGGAAGCGGUACAAGAUUACUUCAAACAUCUAUUUGAAGAAUCGGACUUAAAACGUUGUCAAGUUUACAGAUACGAGCUUCCUGGGAUUAAUGCAUUAAAUUUUGUAUUGAAAAAUUCUCUUGGAGGUGGCGGUGUAGCGUCAUUAAGGAGUGAUCCUCAGGGCAAAGCAUUGGGUCAAAUGCUACUGGAUUUCAAGAUAUCGAAUGUUCCAGACAUUACACCUUCAACGGUUGAGCCUACCACGGCGUAACAAGGUUGUCUCAAUCUUCAGUCAAUUACAUUGUCCAAAUGUUUAACGCUGUAAAAACUAGAGGCCUUCAAAUAAAUCAAUGAAGAACUAGAAUACUGUUUUGCA